UUAUUGAUACACACGAUAAUCGCUUAAGCGAUUUAGGACAAGUAUAACAAAGCACGGCAGUCGUGUCUUUCUCGAUCUAACUGGCGCGAGUUGGGCACAGCAAGAGAAACCACGUCCUUCUCCAGCUCCACUUGAUCUUUUCAACGCAGAGGACGUUUUCCUCUUCCUCUGCUUUAACCAGCUGGUACCGCAUCGAAUACAUUCACAACCGGAGCGUUAGCAUCCAUUGAGACGACAUGACCCAGCCAACGAAGCCGCUGGAUCUUUAUUCGCUGCAGUCGGCUUAAAACUGUAGGUCCCUCCAUUUGUGGAACAACAGCAAGACGCACACCUCAAAUAGGAGGAGGAGCUCGGCCAAACACCUAAAAAAGGGUGCACGCGAAAAUAAUAAUUAUUUAUGUCUAUGUCGUCGUAAAGCUCAUAGAGCUCUAUGUUCCAUCACCUACGAUAAUCGCCGUCACCAGCAUACAAAGGUCCGAAAAUCUUCCUCAGAAUAUUUCUCUCAAACACUCCAACGGAUGCCUCAUCGGAUAUUGUCACCGUCCAAGCUUCUGCGCCACACGUAUUAAGACAGACAUGAUGAGAGUCUUAGAAAGGGUUAGCUUUGUUUGUCCAGAGAAAGCUUUACUACUCAAUUUCCUAUUUAAUCCGAAGUACCACUUGUGGGCAAGAGAGGUUCUCCGUUGGAUCUCCAGGCUGACAUUAUUAUCGAUGUUAUUACUGGUUCCUAAAUAAAUGAAGUGCCCUACAACCUCAAAAUCUUAACUGUCAACAGUGAUGUGAGGGCCGAUACGCGAGAUAUGUAUGCAAAUUUUCUUUUCCUGCAACGCGCCUCCACAUCCCAAAUGUUUUAUUUCGGUAAUGUCCAAGAGUUUCCACCAAAGAACGUAUAUGGACAAAAAGCAGUAGGUCCGACCCGUUUUACUAUCGUUCCCACGACAGUCGGUUCUACGUAACCGCAACGACCCGGAUUUAUAUCCGGCCAAGGAUGGUCACUUCAACAGCAUUCCCCGUUUCUGCAUGGGUAAUGUUUAUUAUGUUAUAAUCCCGUUUUACUAACUAAGCUCACUUAGGUCAUUUCUUCAGGCACAAAAAUCUACCAGUUUUAAUAUGCAGGAGAAAUAAGUCAAAUGAUCUAAGAAGCGCAACGAGAAAGGGACCGCAGUUUUUUGGCUUUACACGAUCUUUGGUUUCACACCGUUAGAAAAUUUGAGAUUGAAGGCUAAUUGACCUUUAAAGAGUCAACAAUUUUCCGGUAUUAUUUCUUAUUUUUUAUUAUCCAUUUACACCAGGAAUACUUAUUAAAAAUUAAUGAGACAUUCAAAAGACAUCAAACAGACAUCAAAGAAAAAUAUGAAAGACUCAUAACUUAUAAACGAAAAAAGGUUCAACUCUUAUUAGAACGCCUGCAUAUAUACAAAUAUACAUCUGCUUGAACCCACUUUCCGCACAACUAAAAAUGCGUCGCAUCUACUCCACGAACAUACUCAAGCAACCAUCAUCCAAAGACGAAUUACAACAAGAACGAAAACGAAGUCUAUGUCGGCCAAUCGCCGUCGAACGUCCAUCUGAGUUUCCACAAAUAAUCAUUGCACCGGAGGCCUUAACUGCCGGUCGCUACGAGAUCGAAACUGCACAGAAAUGGCUUAUACUACCAGGUAAAAAUGGACGCCAGCACAAAUUUCCACUACAAACUAUAUUGCCAAAAGUGCAGAUGAUGCGCACAGUGCCACCGAAGCAUUUACCACGCGAUGUUGAAGUCGAUCGGCGUCGACGGCAAUAUGGUAAACUCAAUUUGUUGGAAAUGUUGAAGGAUGCUGGCUUAAGUAAUGACGAUCUCAUGCCCACCGAAGAGGUUUAUUAUACGCUCUCGGACAAUGCAUGUAAGCACUUUUUGCCGCUGAGUUUCUUUGAUGACUCCGACUUCGAUACAAACUCACCGGCCGCAUGGUUGGCCUUAGCUAGGGUGGAAGAGAGUGACUACGCAUUGCCAGCCAAAGUAUAUCUACCAAACUCGCAAAGUCUAUUGGAUUACUCGUGGCAAUUUGCCGCAGUGACCGCUUACAAUAAUGAGACACGUAAAUGGACUGUGUUGGGAUUGAAUGACGAAUUCGAAUAUCAAGUGCCCACUAUACAGAUAAUGUUUCUCGCUGACGAUGCACAGGUGUUCGUGCAACGUCUCAAAAAAGCCGUACACGACCGCAACAUUGGCGAACGUCUAAUACAAAUGGAAUCGAUUGUGGACUGUGUGUUGCUGCAGGAUUUGGAAGAUGACCGCUUUAUGCCAAACAAACGCAUCGAUAAAUUGCUGCAGAAGAUGAUCGGCAAAUGCAACGAACAUUUUCAACUUCAAAUGCGUACCGAGGUGUAUCUGGUAUUUGAACACUUAAUGGCCUGCUAUGAGUUUGAGAAAUUUGUCAAACUUAUGCCAAAUGAAUUUCCCACUUUUGGUGGUGAUCUCAUAGCGAAUUCCUUGCCACGUGCCUUUAAAUCUAUAGAGAAUAUAAAUGAGGCGAAGAGUGUUAAGAAUUACAAGAUUGAUAUAAAAAAAUUGCGCUACCUUCUAUUACGUGCGACAAUAUUCUACAUCGGUGCCGGCAUUGAAGCCAUGGGCAAUGUGGCUGAUCAGUGUCAAUAUGUCGAAACUUUGUCCAUUUUUUUGACUGGUUUUGUUAAACCGGUGUCACUUAAUGAUUUCCUACAAUCACAGCAAUCGAUUAGCAAUAAUGUGGCUACUUAUUUGAAGAAUUUUUGGCCACAAAAGAUUUCGGCCGGCAUAUCGUUGGUAUUGCGCGCGCUCGGCAAAGGUUGGCUGGACAUCAGUUUGAACAAAUGGAGCGUUUAUCAAAUGUGCAAGAUAUCACGAUUUAUAUUGCAAACGAAAUUUCGCAUGCAGGAGUCCAUGCAAAUACUGUUAGAGAAGUCCAUUAACGCUUUCACUACCUACUUGACCGAUCCUUGCUUGCAAUUCUUGCAUCUCAAACCGGACUAUAAGUGGACUAGUAAUUAUAUUGAAACCGAAUUUCCUUAUGCCAAACCGAUUUUCUAUCUAAUCAUCAGCAUAUCGGAUGCCAAAAAGGUGGUCUACACAACCACACCAGAAGACUUCGCCCCACAAUUGACGGACAUUUUCAAGAAAGCAUUGGAAAAGACAAGCGGAGUGCGUUGCAUUGAGGCAGAAACUUUACUGAAUCUCAAGUUUGCGCCUAAUCUUUACAUCGAAACUGUUGAACUAAUUGAAGAUUUAUUCAUAAAACGGAAUGACUUAUUAAGCCGUUGUUAUACUCAGGGCGCGCUACCACUGAACUCUUAUGCGCGCCUUUAUGACCGUUUCAUCGAUUUCUACCUAUUAAAUGCGGCUGAAUUUAUGCGAGAUUAUGAAUCUGUAAAGCAUUCCUCGUCCGAGGUGAAGCAUGAUAUUUUGGAGCACAAGCGCCAAAAAGAGGAACUACGCGAAAUAUUACCGGCUUACAUUACGAUCGGUCCGUUUCUAAUAAAUGUCGACUUAAUUAAACAAUUGAUGAUUCGAAAACACAUUGAGAUCGUUAAGAAGCUAUUCGAAUACUAUAUACAACGUAUGUGGGACAUAAACGAAAACCUUCUGGAACAGUGCUUAGAAAUACAUAAAAAAAUUACGGAUCGCCCGCAAAGUAUUGAACAUCUCUAUGAGAUACGUGAUUUUGCCGCCACUGUGCCAGAGGUGGUCGAACAGCUGCGUGCUGAUAUACAAAUAAUGUGGCUGGAAUAUGAAAUGUUGGACAGCUUCUUCUAUAAUCUCAGCGAUACGCAAUUCAGUAUGAAAUGGGAAGUCUACGCUUGGCCGCAUAAUAUCACGUCUCGUCUAAGUAACUUGCGGGAGGAGCAAAAGAUUGAUAUCGAGGAAUUUCGACGUGUGCAUUCCAGUGAAUGCAUUAGUUUCGAAGAGCGCUUGGAAUCAUUAAACGAAGAGAUACAAGCAUUCUCGCUAAUAUUCGAUCCGAAUAAGGUGGCCGAGACUGCUGUGGAGGUUAAAAAGACAUGGAAGCAAAUACAAGAAAUCGAGAAACUCGGCAAGACUCUGCAAUAUCGGCAGACACUUUUCGAUUUAGAGGAACUUUCACUGGAAUUUCUCGAAAGUAUUGUAACCGGUUUCACACCCUAUCGCCAAUUGUGGUUGACUUGCUUGGACUUUUUGAAACUUGAAGAAGCGACCAUCGGUAAUCCGCUCGUUAAUAUUGACUUGGAUGAAGUCUGGGCUUCUAUUGAGGAUAUACGUAAAUCUUUGUGGGAAGCACAUGCGAUUUUCUCCGAGAAGCCCGAAAUUCAAGAAGUGGCUCAGUUUUACUUGAUCAAAUGUGAUGAAUUUGUGCCGGUGUGGCAGUGUAUCAAGUGGUUGAAGAAUGAACAUUGGCUCUUCAUGCAUUGGCAAGAGCUAUCGAGUCGCGGUGGCAUGGAAAUUAAAUAUACUGCAGCUAUGAAUUUUGCAUACCUAAUGCGCAAAGGAAUAAUGGCGAAUUUGGACUUGGUGAAUGAGAUAUCAUCGAAAGCCGAAGAGGAGGCAAAUGAGUAUAGAAGACAGUUGGAGGAAGAAGAACGACGCAAGGAGGAGGAAUUGCAAGAACUACUAAUGCGAAAGGCCUUACGAAAGUGUCGAAGGGAUAUACUAAUUGAUGAGCCGUUAACUGACAAGGGUCAAGUUGAAUAAAAAGCUUUAAAUCAAUUUUUUUAUUUCGCAAUUUUAGAAAAAAAAAAAUAUUUAUGUUGACAUUCUAACAGAUAUAUUUUUAUAUAUUUAUAAAAAAUAAACUAUUUGUAUAGUUUUUGAACACAGCCAAGUUGUUUUAAGUGAUUUUCAAUGCAUGUAUGUGAUAC
This is a messenger RNA of Anastrepha ludens (Mexican fruit fly), 4851 nucleotides long. RefSeq names its product dynein axonemal heavy chain 1 (gene sac). The record is from RefSeq and is a predicted model, not a curated record. Gene Ontology annotation, biological process: microtubule-based movement. Gene Ontology annotation, molecular function: minus-end-directed microtubule motor activity; dynein intermediate chain binding; dynein light intermediate chain binding. Lineage: Eukaryota; Metazoa; Arthropoda; Insecta; Diptera; Tephritidae. Gene Ontology annotation, cellular component: dynein complex. Bases 1460 to 4684 code for a protein of 1074 amino acids. The transcript has 2 exons.